Messenger RNA from Aspergillus welwitschiae, 424 nucleotides. RefSeq lists its product as uncharacterized. Lineage: Eukaryota; Fungi; Ascomycota; Eurotiomycetes; Eurotiales; Aspergillaceae. The transcript has a single exon. The coding region runs from base 53 to 244 and encodes 63 amino acids. The record is from RefSeq and is a predicted model, not a curated record.
GUCUGUCCUUUAUUGUUGGCCAUUUCUUCUGCAAGUUAUGGCUGCUUAGACUAUGACUGGUAUAGCUUUGUUCUCUGCAUCCCGCACAUUUUUUUUUUUUGGCUUCAUGACAUCAUUGUGUUUUGCAGUCUUAUCGAUAAGAAACCACGUGACCAUAUACUGGUUGACAUUGAAGAUGAAUAGUAUCAUCAGCAUGUCUUAUCCCCAAUCACUGCGUUCACUGUGGCUGGUCUCAUCUGCUUAGACUUACUGCAACAAUAUUCAAAACCAACAAUGGCAGUGAUGGUCGCGUCUCAACCAUGGCUACGUCUAGUCUGACGUCACAGGCUGAUCGAUGAUGUCGAAGGCUCCAGACACUCGCCCUCGCCUCCUUAUAUAAGAUGAAGACAUAAGACGGUGGGGAAUGGAUACUACCUUAACAGCA